GAUCUUCUCGAGAAUAUUUGAGAUACUCUUUCAAUCUCACAUGCUUAAUUGGACAUUGUUUGUUCUGUUUUUAGGGACUAUGCAUCACCUUGGCUCAAUGUACAAAGCUGCCAAAAUACUUUAAACAUGUGCUUCGCCUUACUUAACUACCCUGGAAGCCUGGACGCUUUCUUCCACCUUAACUCAAACCGUUUCUGCGGUGAAGUCCCCCUCACGUUCAACCGCAUGAAGCUUCUCCACGAGCUUGACCUUAGCAACAAUAGAUUCGUUGGGAAGUUCCCUAGCGUUGUCCUCUCUUUGCCUUCCCUUAAGUUCUUGGAUCUCCGCUUCAACGACUUCGAAGGCAAGCUCCCUUCAAAGCUCUUCGACAGAAAGCUCGACGCUAUUUUCUUGAACCAUAACAGGUUUCGGUUUGGGAUCCCCGACAACAUGGGGAACUCUCCGGUCUCAGCUCUGGUUCUUGCGGACAACGAUCUCCGAGGAUGUAUACCGGGAAGUAUCGGUCAAAUGGGGAAGACACUCAACGAGCUUAUCCUCUCCAAUGAUAACUUAACCGGUUGUUUGCCUCCUCAGAUAGGAAACCUCAAGAACGUGACGGUUUUCGACAUCAGUUCGAACACUCUACGUGGUGUGUUACCGUCUAGCAUCGGCAACAUGAAGAGCUUAGAAGAGCUUCACGUGGCUAAUAAUGGCUUCUCUGGACUCAUUCCUCCGAGUAUCUGCCAGCUUCCUAACCUUGAGAACUUCACUUACGCUUCCAACUUCUUCACCGGUCGUGCUCCUAUAUGCGCAGCAUUGUCUGUAACCGAUGCCAUUGUGAACGGCUCCAUGAACUGUAUUGCUGGUAUGGCUAGUCAAAGAUCGGUUAAAGAGUGUUUAUCUCUGUUGGCUCGUCCUGUUGAUUGCAGUACGUUUGGAUGUUUCAACAUCUUCUCUCCACCACCGCCGACGUUCAAGAUGGCUCCCGCUGUUCGGAUGCUUCCUCCACCGAUUUACGUUUACACUUCGCCUCCACCACCGUCGUCCAAGAUGUCGCCUACCGUUCGUGCUUACCCUCCUCCAUCACCAUCCCCAUCUCCUCCACCGCCUUAUGUAUACUCAUCUCCUCCCCCUCCACCGUACGUGUACUCAUCUCCUCCACUUCCGCCUCCUCCAAGUCCACCACCGCCGUGUCCCGAAUCAUCUCCGCCACCGCCUGUUGUAUUCUAUGCACCCGUGACGCAGAACCCGCCACCACCACCACCAGUAUACUAUGCACCGAAAACACAAAGCCCUCCACCGCCAUCACCAGUAUACUAUCCAUCGGAAACACAAAGUCCACCACCACCAUCACCGGUUUACUAUCCGUGGGAAACACCAAGUCCUCCACCACCAACACCGGUAUACUAUCCUUCAGAAACAAAAAGUCCACCACCACCAUCACCGGUUUACUAUCCAUGGGAAACACCAAAUCCUCCACCACCAACUGAGUAUUAUUAUUCACCAAGCCAGUCUCCGCCGCCAACAAAGGGAUGUAAAGACAGCCAUCCUCCCCAAGCAUCACCAAGUUAUGAACCAGCUCCUGAAUAUUCUUACACAGCACCACCUCCUCCUUCCUACCCGGACACGACUCUUCCACCAAUUCCAAGUGUCUCCUAUGCUUCCCCUCCUUACUACUAGUUACAAACCACUGAGAGAGAGAGAAGAAAAUGCAUUGCCUUAUGAUUAACGACUACUCACAGUUACAUUCUUUUGGCUACGAGACUAUAAUUUGUGUGUGUGGUUAAUACUCGAGUUAGUCUUUCCAUAUUUUUUUUUCUUUGUGGAUAUUUUGUUCUUUUUUCUUUGCCUAACACAGAAUGGAGUACAGAGUUUUUCUAUCUGUUACCAUCCUAUAAUGUAUUUCUUGUUAUUAAACUGGC
Molecule: messenger RNA, 1901 nt
Organism: Brassica oleracea var. oleracea
Lineage: Eukaryota; Viridiplantae; Streptophyta; Magnoliopsida; Brassicales; Brassicaceae
Product: leucine-rich repeat extensin-like protein 1
Exons: 1
Coding region: 127-1659 (510 amino acids)
Molecular function (GO): protein binding
Source: RefSeq, a predicted model, not a curated record